AUGGCUGAUGAGAGCAGCAGCGUGUCCCAGCAGUUAAAGAGUGUGGAGAGGAGCAUGGUGUUCCUCCGGCAGGAGCACCUCACCUUGCUCCAUGGCCUCCACCUGGAGAUCCUCUCCCUGCAGAAACGAUGCUCAGAAGUGACGAGUGAGCUGAAGGUGAUGCCUUCAGGCAGAAGCCAAUUAGAUCUACAGGAUGAAGAGGAGCUCCUGGAAGAACAUUGUCGUCACGUGGAGAACCGGCUUGAAGAGCAGGAUUGCACCUUAGGAGAAAUGCGUGAUGAGCUGACUCACAAGGGGGCUUUGGUGGGAGCCCUCAGAGCCAAUCUCAAGGAAAAAGAGCGCCACUUCCUGGAGGAGCUCAAGCGCCGCAGCCACUGCUCGACCAUCCUCAACACAGAGCUGCAGAAACAAACAGAGGCAGCAGCGUACCUUUCCUUCCAGCUGCACGCUGCGAGGCAGAAGCUUCACCACCAGCGGAUGCAGCAGAGGCAUGUGCUCCUUGCCAGGGCCAACAGUCAGGGGCCCCAGUACGGUGCCGAGCAGCACUCCGUUUCUCCACACAUGACGUCAGGAGCCUCCCCUUCCUCCCCUGUGGUAAAACCGAAGCGUAAGAGCGGCAGGGCAUCUUCCAGGGUGGAGCGGGCCCGGGAGUGCGUGCCCAUGGAGAGAGUGAUGGGCCCUGCAGAGCCCACAGCCAUGCCGGACCCUGCGCUCUUCCUUCACCCUCGAAGGCACAGAGCUCGAUCCAGGCACACCGUGGCACAGAGACAGGCCCCUCUCGGCAUGGACAGGGAGGAUGAGGAGGAAGGAGGUGGAGAGGGCCCAGUGGAGCCCCAGGAUGAAGCUGCCAGACUGGUGUCUUCAGCUGCAGUGCCCCCUGCUGCUGAGACGAAGGCAGACUAG
This is a messenger RNA of Limanda limanda (common dab), 903 nucleotides long. RefSeq names its product coiled-coil domain containing 92Ba (gene ccdc92ba). Lineage: Eukaryota; Metazoa; Chordata; Actinopteri; Pleuronectiformes; Pleuronectidae. Bases 1 to 903 code for a protein of 300 amino acids. The record is from RefSeq and is a predicted model, not a curated record. The transcript is spliced from 3 exons.